This is a messenger RNA of Carlito syrichta (Philippine tarsier), 2599 nucleotides long. RefSeq names its product minichromosome maintenance complex component 4 (gene MCM4). The transcript is spliced from 16 exons. Gene Ontology annotation, biological process: DNA replication; mitotic DNA replication initiation; double-strand break repair via break-induced replication. The record is from RefSeq and is a predicted model, not a curated record. Gene Ontology annotation, molecular function: single-stranded DNA helicase activity; single-stranded DNA binding; ATP binding. Gene Ontology annotation, cellular component: MCM complex; nucleus. Bases 1 to 2478 code for a protein of 825 amino acids. Lineage: Eukaryota; Metazoa; Chordata; Mammalia; Primates; Tarsiidae.
AUGCGCGGUCGUCUCCGUCUCAGAGACGCAGAGGCGAGGAUUCCACCUCCACGGGCGAGCUGCAGCCGAUGCCGACCUCGCCGGGCGCGGAGCUGCAGAGCCCUGCAGCGCAGGACGCCUUGUUUUCCAGCCCUCCGCAGAUGCAUUCUUCCGCUAUUCCUCUUGACUUUGACCUCUCGCGUAGAGGGAACUCCAAGGAGUGGUGUUAGGGACACACCUGUGAGGCAGAGACCUGACUUGGGCUCUGCACGGAAGGGUCUGCAGGUGGAUCUGCAGUCUGAUGGGGCAGCAGCAGAAGAUGCAGUGGCAAGUGAGCAAUCUCUAGGCCAAAAGCUUGUGAUCUGGGGAACAGAUGUAAAUGUGGCAACAUGCAAGGAAAAUUUUCAGAGAUUUCUUCAACGUUUUAUCGAUCCUCUUGCUAAAGAAGAAGAAAAUGUUGGCAUAGAUAUUACUGAACCUCUGUAUAUGCAACGACUUGGGGAGAUUAAUGUUAUUGGGGAGCCAUUUUUAAAUGUAAACUGUGAGCACAUCAAAUCAUUUGACAAAAAUUUGUACAGACAGCUCAUCUCCUACCCUCAGGAAGUCAUCCCAACUUUUGACAUGGCUGUCAAUGAGAUCUUCUUUGACCGUUACCCUGACUCAAUCUUAGAACAUCAGAUUCAAGUAAGACCAUUCAAUGCAUUGAAGACUAAGAACAUGAGAAACCUGAAUCCAGAAGAUAUCGACCAGCUCAUCACCAUCAGUGGCAUGGUGAUCAGGACGUCCCAGCUGAUUCCUGAGAUGCAGGAGGCCUUCUUCCAGUGCCAAGUGUGUGCCCACACAACCCGGGUGGAAAUAGACCGGGGCCGCAUCGCCGAGCCCAGCGUGUGUGGGCACUGCCACACCACUCACAGCAUGGCCCUCAUCCACAACCGUUCCCUGUUCUCUGACAAGCAGAUGAUCAAACUUCAGGAGUCUCCAGAAGACAUGCCAGCGGGGCAGACACCUCACACUGUUUUCCUUUUUGCUCACAAUGAUCUUGUUGACAAGGUUCAGCCUGGGGACAGAGUGAAUGUCACAGGCAUCUACCGAGCAGUGCCCAUUCGAGUCAACCCAAGAGUGAGUAGCGUGAAGUCUGUCUACAAAACCCACAUUGAUGUCAUUCAUUAUCGGAAAACGGAUGCCAAACGUUUGCACGGCCUCGAUGAAGAAGCAGAACUGAAACUUUUUUCAGAGAAACGUGUGGAAUUGCUUAAAGAACUUUCCAGGAAACCAGACAUUUAUGAGAGACUUGCUUCAGCUUUGGCUCCAAGCAUUUAUGAACAUGAAGAUAUAAAGAAGGGAAUCUUGCUUCAACUCUUUGGUGGAACAAGGAAGGAUUUUAGUCACACAGGAAGGGGCAAAUUUCGUGCGGAGAUCAACAUCCUGCUGUGCGGUGACCCUGGCACCAGCAAAUCUCAGCUGCUGCAAUAUGUGUACAACCUGGUACCCCGGGGCCAGUACACAUCCGGGAAGGGCUCCAGUGCAGUUGGCCUUACUGCAUACGUGAUGAAAGACCCUGAGACCAGGCAGCUGGUCCUACAGACAGGUGCCCUUGUCCUGAGCGACAACGGUGUCUGCUGUAUUGAUGAGUUUGACAAGAUGAAUGAAAGUACAAGAUCAGUGUUGCAUGAAGUCAUGGAGCAGCAGACUCUUUCCAUUGCAAAGGCUGGGAUCAUCUGUCAGCUCAAUGCACGCACCUCUGUCCUGGCAGCAGCAAAUCCCAUUGAGUCUCAGUGGAAUCCUAAGAAAACAACUAUUGAAAACAUCCAGCUCCCUCACACUUUAUUAUCAAGGUUUGAUCUGAUCUUCCUCAUGCUGGACCCUCAGGAUGAAGCCUACGACAGGCGCCUGGCUCACCACCUGGUAGCACUGUACUACCAGAGUGAGGAGCAGGCCGAGGAAGAACUCCUGGAUAUGGCGGUGCUGAAGGACUACAUCGCCUAUGCGCACAGCACCAUCAUGCCUAGGCUGAGCGAGGAAGCCAGUCAGGCUCUCAUUGAGGCUUAUGUAGACAUGAGGAAGAUUGGCAGUAGCCGAGGAAUGGUUUCUGCAUACCCUCGACAACUGGAAUCCUUGAUCCGCUUAGCAGAAGCCCAUGCUAAAGUACGAUUUUCAAACAAAGUUGAAGCAAUUGAUGUGGAAGAGGCCAAACGCCUCCAUCGGGAAGCACUGAAACAGUCUGCAACUGAUCCCCGGACUGGCAUCGUGGACAUAUCUAUUCUUACUACAGGAAUGAGUGCUACCUCUCGUAAACGGAAAGAAGAAUUAGCUGAAGCAUUGAAAAAACUUAUUUUAUCUAAGGGCAAAACACCUGCUCUAAAAUACCAGCAACUUUUUGAAGAUAUCCGAGGACAAUCUGAUAUAGCAAUCACCAAAGACAUGUUUGAAGAAGCACUGCGUGCCUUGGCUGAUGCUGACUUCUUGACGGUGACGGGGAAGACUGUCCGCUUGCUCUGAAGCAGCUGUGAGUGGCGCUACCUGUGCGGCCUGCUGGGAAGCUUGCUCACUCGCCUGCUGUCUUUGGGCAGUCAGCAGCCAACACUGAAAUCUGUGUAAAUAGAUUCUUUUUUUUUUUUUU